UCUCUCUGUCUCUCUCUCUGCUCCACAUUUUUUUUCUCUAUAUCAUUGAGUUAAUUACAAAGAUCUUAAAUAUACUAAAAAUCUUUAAAAACCAUGAUGCAAAUUGGAUCAACAGUUCCGGCACACAAUCUUCAAAUAUUUCAGGCAAGAUUUGCCGUUAAUUGUAAUGGGUCAUCAGUAAAACCAGCAAUUAAGGCUUGUACAUCAACCACCAAGAUCACAAGACAACAUUUAUCAAAUCUUGAAAAACUUAUAGGGACAGAGAAACCUCAGGCGGCCACCCAACCGGAAUCAAAGGUUGCCGAUAAUGGGUUGCCGGAGAGUAGAGUAAAGGGUCUUUUAGAAGCACUAAAUUUGCCUCAAAUUUGGCCGGAAAGUAAGGCAGCUGAGGAUAUGUCUCCUCGCCGCCUAAACCGGCUAAAACGAUUGUUGUCCAAAAAUGGGAUCGAAUAUUCCCCACGCAAUAGUCUAGCUUGUCGCUGGAGAGAGUAUCAUGGGAGUAAUAAUUGGGAGGGUUUGCUUGACCCUCUUGAUGAGAAUCUCCGGAGAGAAAUGGUACGGUAUGGUGAGUUUAUUCAAGCGGCGUAUCAUUGUUUUCAUUCUGAUCCCGCCACUUCGGGUAAGGAAGCUCCUUCUCCCCGACAAGUGGCGGUUCCUGACAAGUCGUACAGGGUUACCAAGACCCUGUACGCCACCUCGUCGGUGGGCUUACCUGAUUGGGUUGACAAGGUGGCCCCGGAUCUUGAGUGGAUGACACAACGUACUAGUUGUAUCGGAUACGUGUCGGUUUGUGAAGAUGAAAGAGAAAUUUAUAGAAUGGGACGAAGGGAUAUAGUAAUAUCCCUUCGUGGUACAGCCACAUGUUUAGAAUGGGUUGAAAACAUGCGGGACCUACUAGUAAAAAUCCCAGGGGAGGCAAACGCCAAAGUACAAUGCGGGUUUUUAAGUCUGUACAAGACCGCCGGAGCUCAUGUUGAGAGCUUGGCAGAGUCUGUGGUUACAGAAGUCAAACGGUUAACUGAGUUAUACAAAGGAGAAAACCUGAGUAUCACCGUGACCGGGCACAGUCUUGGUGCGGCUUUGGCCUUAUUAGUGGCCGAUGACCUUAGCACUUGUGCCCAAGACAUGCCGCCAAUAGCAGUUUACACCUUUGGCGGCCCCCGUGUUGGAAACCGUGCUUUCACAAAGCGUCUUAGCUCCCAAAACGUCAAAGUACUACGGAUUGCAAAUUCGCAAGAUAUCAUUACCCGGGUUCCAGGAAUGUUUGUUAGUGAAGAACUUGACAAAAAAUUACGACAAACCAAAGGCGCUCAAAAAGUGUUGGACAUACUCGAUAACAACAUGCCAUGGGCAUAUGCUCACGCCGGAAAAGAACUACGAGUCGACACAAAAAAAUCUCCAUUUCUUAAACCGGAUGCUGAUGUGUCAUGUUGCCAUGACUUAGAAGCAUACUUACACUUGGUAGAUGGUUAUAUGGCAUCAAAUUGUCCAUUUAGAGCAAAUGCCAAACGAAGCUUGGUGAAGUUGCUACAUGAACAAAACUCAAAUGUGAAGAAACUAUACACAAGCAAAGCAAAGGGGUUGAAGUUAAAUUUAAAUUUAGAUAGGGAUAUGCAAAUGUCAAAUUGUUUGCCGAGUCCAUCAUAACUUGUCCAACGCCUGCUUUUUGUAGUCUUUUAGAUCUUUUUUUCAAGAAGGGUAAAUAUACUUCUUGUUGAUAUAUAUAUAUAUGUAUCUCGUUGGUCUCAA
Molecule: messenger RNA, 1749 nt
Organism: Erigeron canadensis
Lineage: Eukaryota; Viridiplantae; Streptophyta; Magnoliopsida; Asterales; Asteraceae
Product: phospholipase A1-Ibeta2, chloroplastic-like
Exons: 1
Coding region: 94-1647 (517 amino acids)
Biological process (GO): lipid metabolic process
Molecular function (GO): glycerophospholipase activity
Source: RefSeq, a predicted model, not a curated record